GCGCAACACUCCUCGUCAUUUGCAACUGUUUCAUUCCUCUUCUGCUCCGAUCAACUGUUUCCUAUCUUCCUUCGAAGCGAAUUGAAGGCUGACACCGGUAACUCCGGUGGAAUUUCAGAUUAGGCUGAAAACGAUGGCCGUAGUUGCUUCUGCUCCCGGGAAAGUGUUGCUGACUGGCGGCUAUUUGAUACUGGAGAGGCCCAAUGCUGGGAUCGUGCUGAGUACCAACGCUAGAUUCUACGCCAUUGUUAAACCUCUCUUCGAUCAGCUCAGUCCUGAGAGCUGGGCUUGGGCUUGGUCUGAUGUCAAGUUGACUUCUCCCCAGCUCAACAGAGAGAGCAUGUACAAGUUGUCUCUUAAGAAUCUGAAUCUUCAGCGUGUCUCCUCCAGUGAUUCAGGAAACCCAUUUGUUGAACAUGCGCUGGAAUAUGCUGUCGCUGCUGCAAAUGCUACCUUUGAUAGAAGUAAGAAGGAGGCCUUAAACAAGCUACUCUUGCAAGGUCUUGACAUCACAAUUUUGGGUUGUAAUGACUUUUAUUCAUACAGAAGUCAGAUAGAAGCACGUGGUCUCCCUUUGACGCCAGAGUCACUGGCUGCACUCGCUCCUUUCAAGUCAAUCACUUUUAAUGCCGAGGAUGAUGCAAGUGGUCAACAGUGUAAGCCUGAAGUUGCAAAGACCGGGCUGGGCUCAUCUGCAGCAAUGACCACUGCUGUGGUUGCUGCUCUGCUCAAGUACUUAGGACUAGUGGACCUUUCUUCCUCCAACGAUAAGGAAACUAAAGAUCUUGAUCUGGUUCAUAUUAUAGCUCAAAGUGCUCAUUGUAUUGCCCAAGGCAAAGUUGGCAGUGGGUUCGAUGUCAGUUCUGCAGUUUAUGGUAGCCAGCGAUAUGUCCGUUUCUCCUCCUCUGUGCUUUCAUCUGCUCAGGAUGCAGCGAGAGGUUUGCCAUUACAGGAAGUCAUAGUUGAUAUUCUGAGAGGAAAUUGGGAUCACGAGAGGACUAAGUUCUCUUUGCCUCCAUUGAUGACCUUGCUACUUGGGGAACCAGGAGUUGGAGGAUCAUCCACCCCAUCGAUGGUAGGUGCAGUAAGAAAGUGGCAGAAAGCUGAUCCACAGAAGUCUCAAGAAACAUGGAGGAUAUUAUCAGCAGCAAAUUCAGUGCUGGAAACACAACUUAAAGCUUUAAGCCAACUUGCACAAGAGCAUUGGAUUGCAUAUAAGUCCGUGAUAGACAGCUGCAGCACAACAAAGAAUGAGAAGUGGUUAAAGCAAGCUGCUGACCCCAACGAAGAAGCUGUUGCUAAAGCAUUACUGGGGGCAAGAGAGGCAAUGCUCGAGAUCAGAAAGCAUAUGCGCCAGAUGGGAGAAGCUGCGGGUGUUCCAAUAGAGCCAGAAUCCCAGACCAAACUAUUGGAUGUUACGAUGAAUAUGGAAGGAGUUUUGCUGGCUGGGGUCCCGGGUGCAGGUGGGUUUGAUGCAGUAUUCGCUGUGACGUUGGGGAGCUCUAGCAGCAGCAAUCUCGCAGCAACUUGGAGCUCGCUUAAUGUUCUAGCAUUGUUAGUACGAGAAGACCCGUAUGGCGUUCGUCUAGAAGGUGGUGAUCCGAGAAGCCGGGAGAUCACAUCAGGUGUUUCUACAAUGAGCAUCCAGUAGGGGGUAUCUCCCGAUUUGUUGUAACGAAAUGUAUACUACUGUUGGAAUGAGAACUGAGUUGCCAACUUGCCAUACUGUGCAAUACGGGGUUUAGUUUAGGUUGAUACUUGAGAAUGGCUGAAACUGGAAGAUUCAAAGACCCUUUUGGUACGAAUAAUGUCAGGUAAAUUGCAAGGUUGGUCACUCAAAGUGCUAAAAAAUUCACGUUUGGUCACUAAAAGUGUUUUAUUCCAUUCGUGGUCACUUAAAGUGGUUAAACGUUUCAUGUUUGGUCACUCUCCCUUAGUCUCCAUUAACACUGUCAGCUUUUUGCUGACGUGGCUAACAGAAACGCUGAUUCACCAAAUUUUGACGCGCCACGUCAUAUAACCCGCCAAAUCAGACCCAGUAAAUAACUCAACCCAACCUAAUUUAACCCCCACCGAUUCGAGCCUCUCUUCUUCACCUUUAUUUCUCCUCCCUCUACGAAUUGUCGCCUUUCUCCCACUUUGCUUCUUUGGGGUUUCUGAUCGAAAGAAGGACAAUACAGAGGAGAACGCUGAUGAUAAAUGAGAGUUCAGGGAGGACACCGACUCCCGAUCUCCCUCCUUCCAACUGUAACUUCCUCACCGAUGAUGCUCCUUUUCUCUCACUGCGUGCCUCCUCCCUCUCUAUUCCGGCCGACUCGUCGGUGACUUUCCAAUCGGAGAGGAAGACCUGAUUAAGAUUCUGCCUCACCUCUCCUUGAAUUGCUAGAGAUGAGAAGGCGAGAUGACGAUGGGAAUCGAACCGAGACAACAGAUGUUCGGUUGAUUAGAGGUGGUCAGAAGAUUAGAGGGCAGCGAGAGGCGAGAGCAGAGCCGCGACAAGGAAGAUCUCAAACUGGGGCAGCAGAUCUAUCUUGUUCGAUUAUCACAGUCGGAACAGUCGACAUCGAUCUGGUUCACAGCAGAAAACCUCGUCCAAGUUUUAAUUGUAGAUCUAGAUCUUCUUGCUAUCUUUGGUCGUCAAUCGCUUGCGGGAAGAUUUGGAUGAAGAGCCGCAAUCGAGGUUUCUAGGGAGUCAACGGGAGGGAUUGAAGAGAGUUGUGGAGGUCACAAAGGAGGAGGAGAGUAGAGCGUCAAGGCUGCGACGGUGCUGUGGUUGCAGAUGAGGAUAGUAAGCGGCGACGGUGGUGGGAAGGUGGGUGGGGUAUGGUCGAUUCAGCUUGGGUUAGGGGUUGAGUUAGGUUGGGUUAUGAUAGGGUCUGACGUGGCCGGUUAAAAUUUGAUGAAUUGGCGUUUUUGUUAGCCAUGUCAGCAAAAAAACUAACAGUGUUAACGGAGACUUACGGAGAGUGACCAAACGUGAAACAUUUAACCACUUUCAGUGACCAUAAAUGGAAUAAAACACUUUUAAUGAC
Molecule: messenger RNA, 3032 nt
Organism: Linum trigynum
Lineage: Eukaryota; Viridiplantae; Streptophyta; Magnoliopsida; Malpighiales; Linaceae
Source: the annotation of a GenBank genome assembly